AUGGCUUCCACCCAAUACGCCUUUGCGGAAACCUUUCCGGGUCCGAAGGUUAGGGUAGCAGCAAAAAUUCGUGGGUUUUCGGAUCCAGAUACCAAUUUUGAAACCUCCAGAACUGUCAACUGGGUUUUGAAGCAGUGGCAAAACUCAAUUAGUUUAGGGCUCUUUGGAGAAACCGGGUUUGGCAAUGCUGGAUAUUUCGGAGUUUCUCUCGAUCACGGAAGAAUUCUGUUUAAAGGGCUUACUCAAACUCCUGUGAAAUCCAUUGCUGAGUUUCAGAAUUUAUACAUCACAGCAUGUUCUACAGACACGGCUGCAACCGAAAAAGAAUUUGAGCCUGCACCCAAAAAAGGAUUUGUGUCUGCUCGGAGAAGCCACUUGGGAUUAAUUGUUCAUGUCUUUGAACAUAAUAGAAGUAUAAAUGGUCUUGUGAGCAAAAUAAAUUUUGUUGAUAUGGCAGGUUAUGAAGAUGCUAGAAACAAAAGUGGUGAUGCUUCUGGUGUUGCUGAGAAUAACAAAUUAACAAGUCAAUUUACGCCUUACGGAAUGUUUGUCAUGCUUCGAGCGCAAAUGAAAGUUGUGUCCCUUUUUGGGAAAGUAAACUCACACGCAUGUUGCAGGACUCCUUGA
This is a messenger RNA of Vicia faba (fava bean), 627 nucleotides long. Lineage: Eukaryota; Viridiplantae; Streptophyta; Magnoliopsida; Fabales; Fabaceae. The record is from the annotation of a GenBank genome assembly.